Papaver somniferum (opium poppy) is the source of this 429-nucleotide messenger RNA. RefSeq lists its product as uncharacterized. The transcript has a single exon. The record is from RefSeq and is a predicted model, not a curated record. The coding region runs from base 1 to 429 and encodes 142 amino acids. NCBI's taxonomy places the organism in Eukaryota, Viridiplantae, Streptophyta, Magnoliopsida, Ranunculales, Papaveraceae.
AUGAGGCAAGAGUCAAUGCCGGUGUCCCUUUACUAUACCAAAAUUAAAACUUUAUGGGACCAAUAUGAUUCACUUGUGGCUUCCACUGAAGCAUGUAUAUGUGGUGCUGGGAAACAUAUGAUAGAAUGCCUCGAGAGAGAUCGAGCAAUGGAAUUCUUGCAGGGCUUGCAUGACAAGUUUUCCAAUUUGCGAAGUAGGAUUCUCACAAUGGAACCCUUUCCAACGGCUUUGCGCAUUUUCAAUCUUGUGCAACAAGAGGAGGAGCAACAACAUAUUACAUCCUCCCCACUGCCAGUAGUUGAUUCAGCUUCCCUUAAUACUUCUCGGCACCUUCCAUCGUCGUCUCGUCCUCCAGCUAGCCACAACAAGCGUCCUCGACCUCACUGUGACUAUUGUAACAGACACGGACAUGUUAGAGAAAAGUGCUAG